AUGGAUUUUGUUUUUCUUACUUUAGCAAAUCAGCAAUCAGGGUUUCUGGAGGAUGGUAAAGCUGAUUUAAGAGGAAAAUAUAAAGAAUAUGGGGAUGGUUAUGGCCAUGGGCCACCGCCGUCGGCUUCAGAUGUCUAUACCGGAGCUGCAGCCGAGUCGGCAGCAUCAUUAGGCUAUUUUAGUAUGGGCGCAUAUCCACCUGUUGGUCCACCACCAUUAAGUAUGUUGGCCACAGAUCCGCAGAAUGAGCAGCUGAAACGUGACAAGGAUGCUAUCUACAAUCAUCCAUUAUUUCCUCUACUGUCGUGUAUAUUUGAAAAAUGUGAACUUGCAACCUGUACACCUCGUGAUCAAAAUCGCGAUGGCAACACAUCAUCAGCAAAUGAUGUCUGCUCAUCGGCAACAUUUAAGGACGAUCUUGCUGAAUAUGUUAGGAUGGCAAAAGAUAAGCAGUAUUAUGUACCAAAUCCGGAAUUGGAUACUUUAAUGUUACAAGCCAUCCAAGUGUUACGAUUUCAUUUAUUGGAGCUCGAAAAGGUUCAUGAAUUAUGUGAUAAUUUUUGCCAUCGGUAUGUAACCUGUUUGAAAGGUAAGAUGCCAAUGGAUAUUGUUGGCGAUGAACGGGCGAGCAGUUCACAGCCACCGGUAUCUCCAAGUACCACAGCUACUUCAACUAGCCCUUCUAUGGGUACACCAAUGAGUUCUCAAUACCAGCCACCUUAUGAGCCGCAGUCAGUACCGCUACCUGAAAAUACCAGCAAUCUUCCAGCAGGUCAUGAGCAUUAA
Molecule: messenger RNA, 786 nt
Organism: Enterobius vermicularis (human pinworm)
Lineage: Eukaryota; Metazoa; Nematoda; Chromadorea; Rhabditida; Oxyuridae
Source: the annotation of a GenBank genome assembly